Molecule: messenger RNA, 6362 nt
Organism: Plodia interpunctella (Indianmeal moth)
Lineage: Eukaryota; Metazoa; Arthropoda; Insecta; Lepidoptera; Pyralidae
Exons: 25
Coding region: 103-4053 (1316 amino acids)
Molecular function (GO): ubiquitin conjugating enzyme activity
Source: RefSeq, a predicted model, not a curated record
CAUAAUAUUUGACGCAUGCGCCACACAUUGCAAUCAGCUGUCAGAAAGAACAUAAUCACGAAAAAACAAAAUUAUUUGUGUCUUUAGAUAAUUCCCGUCAAUAUGGCGGGGCAAAAUCCAGGAUCGCCAACCGACUUUCAAUAUUUUUACGAGGAUGAAGUGUAUAAAAUCAACAACCGCGGGCAAGUCGUCUUCGGGCUUGUACUCGAGAACUACGAAGGCAUCUCCAGUGAUCAAGAGAGUGACAUCGAAGCAGCUGUACAAAAAGGGGAAAUUCGAGUUGUGUGGCACCCCUCCGGCACAGAAAGAGUGAUAUCUGAGAAGUCGGUUGGAUUGGCCGAUCGCUCAUUAAUGCCCGGUGAUGUAGUUCGCCGCCUCAUCGCAGGGAAAGACACACAGAGAGGCUACUGCAGAGACAUUGUCAUGACCGCCGCACUGCAGAUUGUAGGAACCAAGCAUGUGAUACCUAGUGUGGCAAGUGAGAGGCUGCAGCCAUUAGAAGAGUUUACACCAGAUUUGGCUGUGUGCCUUGAUUCUUGGGUUGGGACAUCUAAGGCAGUUCACAGUAAACUCCGACUAGUAUCAGCCGAUGGGUCGCGCUUGGAGUACCCGGAUCUCGACAACUGUCCCCUAGAAGACUACUCUAUGCGCCGGCGCCGCUCAACUCCCUACUCCUCCUCCGAGUUUUACCCUGGCCAGGUUGUUUAUGGCCCACUAGGAUCGCUGGAUAGUGCUAACUGGCUCCACGUCACCAAGGAGAUGAAGGCAGCGCGGAAACAUAAGAUGCAUGAUCACAAGUUCACAGUGGAAGCGGUGGUAACAGAGAGCGUGAGUGUGCACUGGCAAUGUCGCGCGCUGUGCACACACCCCACUGAUGUGGCAGCCCCGCAACAACCCAAGUUCCUGGUCGAAGGCGAAGAUCUGAAAAACUUGAAACUACUGAAUGUGUUCGAGCCAUGCACUCUACAAGUCGGGGACAGAAACUUCCUCACCGUCGGCCCUGAUGACACGUUCGUCAGUAAGAAGCAGUGGAGGAAACAGCAGAGUAAAACAUACCGCAGCCUGCGCAAACAGUCGCGGCCUGCGAAGAAGCCGUCCAAGUCGGACAUCAACUCCGCCGACCACGUGCCUUCGAGGCCCAAGAAGCGCGCAUCCUCGCACAGGAAACUCAAGUCCGAACCCAGUCAUACUGAAAUGGAAGUGGAUCCGUCUGAAGACAAACUGGAAUCUCUAGACGAGGCACUGAAGAAGGAUGCUCUGUGUCCUCGCAUCAAGAUAGAGCCGAGCGGAGACACGUGUCUACCGAUGUCCAGCCAGGAGGACACUGCCACUGAGGAGAAGAACGACUCUGGCAUCAGUCCUGAGCCAACUCGGGAAGACACUUCGCUGUUGAAUGGAGACAAGUCGGACAGGAAUGACUCUGAUUCGGACAACUGGGAGAACACGAGCAGUGAUAGUGAUACUGAUAGCGGAGCCACGUGGUCGUCUCGCUGCUCGUCCGCGGCGUCGCAACGCGGCAAGCGGUCGCCGCAGCUGGCCGUGCGGCUGCUGCGCGGCAAGCGGCUGAAGAGGACGGUGCGCCGCGCGCCGCCCGCGCCUCCGCCGCGCCGCGGCGAUCGCGUCGUGGUCGAGACUCUGCACACCACCAGCCGGGCCAACGUCGUGUGGCAGGACGGCACAAUAGAAAUGGGCAUACCCUCGACUCAGCUGUACCCGAUCCACCAUCUUGAUGGCCAGGAGUGCUUCCCGGGAGACUUCGUCGUCAGUGGCGCCGCCAACGUCGAGGACAACCAACAGCUGAAGCAUCGGGAAUACGGCGUUGUCCAACGCGUAGAUCACCACGGCCGCACCGCAAUCGUACAUUGGUACCGCACUUACACCAGCGCUGAUGAACCUGUUCCUCAGAUGCUGCACGAGAGCGAGAUGAGCGUGUACGACCUGAAGGACCACCCCGACUUCCAGUACCGGCCCGGCACCGUCGUCAUCCGCGUCGCCAACUUCACCGGCGAGGACCAGCACUGCACCGCCGGACAGGUUAUCGACAAUUUCCCCACUGGCCGCGUCAAGGUGUGGUGGGUAGACGGCCAUACGAGCAUGUGCUGGCCACAGGACUUGUACAAGGUGGGAGAGUACGAUUCAGAAGAAGGCGAGCUGUGGGCUUCUGACGGCUCGGGGUCUGAAGACUCGUGGGAGACUCAGAGUUCAGCGCACGAGGACCGUGAUGCCCCCGCCCUCACCACCGCCCCCGACACUCCGCAGCAAGUGAUUGUAAACCCGAUGUCGCAAGAUGCCGCGAUACCAGACCUCGCCAUCACAAACCCGGCUUCACUUGCGGCUUCCGCUUCGCAGCGGGCGCUGGAGCUCGCGCAAAACGUGCCCAGAUUGCUGGAACCACGGGUCGCGGCCCAUCUGGAGAGAGGCAGGGUCGCCAUGCGUCAGCUCGAGGAGAUGUUCGCUAAACACCCCACGUUGCAGAGCCAGGAGAUCAUGCGCAAGCUGUUAAAUCUGUACAAAGAAUGUCGGUUUCUGGAUCGUCUGAUGGGCACUUCAUUUUUCCAUGAAGAUCACUUUUUGGGUCUGCUAGAGCGUGUUCGCGAGCGCGGCGCGAGCACGCCGCGCGCGGGCGAGCGCCGCGUGCACGAGCAGCUGGCGCGCUUGUUCUCGCCGCACGACGCGCGCAGUCGCGCCAUCCUCGCGGCCAACGUCACCGUGGAACCCAUGGAGGUAGAGAACACAACGCCCAAGAAUCAACUGCACUUGAACCUGGAGGCAGUGCAGCCGUCAGGGUCGGAAUCGAAUCCCGCCGAGCCGAUGCAGGACAGCGAGGACAAGACCACUGGGGAAAAUCAGACAGGCGAACAAGCGGACGGCCCCAACCGCAACGUGUGCUACAAGCUGUGUUCGCUGAUCCACUCACAGUUAGUGAAGGCGCACGCGGAAGUUAGCCGGAGACGGCCCCAAGAGCUGGCCGAAUUCCUAAACAGCUUAAUGAGAAAAAACGCGACCGAAGAGAAGUUACCAUACCACUUUUCAGUCCAAUAUGGCGCUCUGGUGGUGAGCAUGGCUGAGGAGAAGGGGGACAAGCCGGAGGAAGUGCAGGAAUCCAGCAGCGAUACUGGUGCUACGGCUAAACCCGAUGGUGCAGUUCCAGCUCAAACGGAAACAGCGCCCUUAGCAACAGCAGAGCCGGCAGACGAGCCGGAACCGGAAGCAGACACGGAACAGGAAGGGGGGGAAGGGUUCUGCGUGUUGGACUCUGCCCCGGCCGGACAUCGCUUCAGUUUGUCCAUGCUGCAACCGUCGGAGCCCAGGACCUUCUACUCUGCUGUCAAGAGGGAGAUCAAACUGCUGAAAAGCGAUCUGCCUCCAGGGGUGUGGGUCCGCGGGUUCAUGGACCGCAUCGACCUGCUGUCGCUGAUGAUCGCGGGCCCCACCAAGACCCCGUACGAGGGGGGGCUGUUCGUGUUCGACGUGCAGCUGGGGGGGGAGUACCCGCGCGCCCCGCCGCUGUGCCACUACCACUCCUACUGCAGCGAUCGCCUCAACCCCAACUUGUAUGAGGACGGCAAGGUUUGCGUCUCUCUACUGGGCACAUGGUCAGGUCGAGGCGUGGAAGUGUGGGGCAAGGACAGCUCACUGUUGCAAGUGAUCGUGUCCCUGCAAGGGCUGAUCCUCAACGCCGAGCCCUACUUCAACGAGGCCGGCUACGAGAAGCAAAAGGGCACCCAACAAGGCAAGGAAAACUCGCGCAUGUACAACGAGAUGGUGCUGCUCAAGCUGGUGCAGUCCAUGACCAAAAUGGUGAUGAACCCGCCCGAGCCCUUCCGAGAGGAGAUCUCGUCGCACAUGCGGCAGCACGCGGCCGCGCUCUGCCGCCGGCUGGAGGGGCUGGUGGCGCUGUCCAACGGCCAGGCGCCCCCCGACACCCCUCCCCCCGAGUACCCCCUCAUCCCCGCGUCGCGCGGCUUCUGCCUCACGCUCCGCUCGUCGCUAGACUCGUUCCGCGCCGCUCUCCGCCGCAACGACAUCGAAGUCCCCCCCUCCACCUUAUAGCCUCUCUAGCGCCUAGCUAGUAACUAAUCUUUGUAUCGUCCGCUCGCCGCCGCGCCCGAUCGCCCAAAACACGGUCUCAAUUUACACAAAUUAUUAAACAAAAAAAAACGUAGCUAUAAUAAUAUUUAUUGUGAUGUAACUUUUCGUCUAGGCUAUUUUAAGGUCGAGACGGGCGCGCAGUUAUUGUUGUUAUUGUAAUUUUUUUUUUACUCUCCCACAAAUCGUAAUUCAGAUUUCUCGUCGAAUGCAUGAAGGCGGAUUCGUUUUUUCAUAUUCUUAGAUAAUAUGGAAGUAACCGUUCCCACUUUUGAAUUAAUACUGAAUCAAAUUCUAAAUAAAAUAUUCGAUCUUAUGCGAAUGAUAUAAUUAAUAGAUUUAUUAAUGAAUAGAUUUUAAUAUUAUUUAUUUGUUAAAAAGUAAUGUCUACUUUUAAUUCCGCAUCCAUCGUUAACGUUUAGGAGUACUUAUCGAUAAAUAACGUAUUAUUUUAAUAGCUGAUUGCCCUAUCACUGAGUUUAAUAAAUCGUCUGUGUGAAUAAUGUUUUUCGUAUGUUUUAUCAGGAAAUAUCAGCGUGCCAAGUUCCAUAACUGUUUACGUAUUGAAUAAAGAAUUGCUUCAUAUUUUAUGCUGAAAAUGAACGCAUCAAUGUUGGGUUUUAGCUAAUACAAUAGUACGUUAUAUUUUUUGAAGUCGCAAGCUUGUGCUCUAGAAUUUGCUACACAAAAUUACACGAAGACAGGUAUUAAAUAUUUAGUGUAAUAUAAAGUUCCUAAUACUCUUUUCGUUAGCAGCCGCCAAGUGGCGUAAUGUGUGUGUCUUACGGAACUUGUAUUAGGAAACUCUUGUGUUUUUAUACAAGCUCCAGAUUUGUAUAUUUGCCAAAGUAAAGUAUGGAAAAUAAACAGAAAAAUUAAAUGAAUUUAUUAUUAUACUUAGUACAACUAUAGUACAGUUCGAAUACUCCCAACAAAAUGUAUAAAAAAACGUUUCGCAGACUGUCAAAUUUCUCGCAGAUAGUAGACGCCAUAAUCGUACUGCGCUCGGGAACGUAUGAGGCGGUUUGCGCAAAUUACGCGACGCACAGUCUACCUUUCAUUAGCCGCUAUCAGCGAGAGGCGCGCAGUUAUCGUAAUAAAAAGCACUAGCGUGAACGCUAGUGCUUUUUAUUAUUCUAUGACUAAAGUAUAUUUCUGUAGCAAAUGAAAAUGUCAAAACAGUGUUGGUUAACAUACUAUGCCAACGUGAUUGUAAUAUUGAUGUCUGUUUUCUCAUUUGUAGAAUCACACUUAUUAGUCGACAAUUUAGGCAAAUAUACACAUUAUCGGCUUAGUAUAUUGUGUGUAAAGGUAAGUGCAGACUGACGAAGCGUCGACGGUAAUUACUUUUAAUAACUUGUUUUUUUGAAAAGAUAUUUUGCAACCCCAAUAUACAAUAAUUUGUAAGUAAGUAUAUUAAUGUCGAUAUUUCGCCCGUCAGCACAAGCCUUAAUGAAUUGGCAUCGUUGUAUGUAUACUACCUUUUUUAAUGAUAAUUUUACAAUGCGGAUUUAUUUUAUAAUAAUGUUUGUAUUUAUAAAAUUUUCCCAGUUCCACUCCAGUACAUACGAUUUAGAAUAGAUAUUAGUUACUAAAUUUAGAUUGGAAUGGCUUAGUUGUCUAUUCAGUUCCCUAAAUUGUCUCAGUAAAUAAAAAUAUUGUAAAAUUUUGUCAGUCGUAACUAGAGUAAGGCAGUCGUAUUCUGUGAUUACUAUUACGUGAUAAGUGCAGGUCACAUUAGAAGGUUGAUUUACAUUCACCGCGAUACGGAGAAACAUGAAUCUAAUGCGAUUGUUUUCGGUUUAACGCAGAAUGCGCAAUUUUCCAUAUUCAUUUCAGUGUCAUUUUUUAUUGACGUCCCUGUCAGAUUUAAAAAAUUUUUAAAUCUAACCGUGUCACAAUGUUUUCGUGUAACUUAUUUAAAUAUUCUAUUAACUUUGUAUUUUCGGAAUUGUAAUUAAAAAUAAUACAAAAAAAUAACUGAAAAACACAUUCUGCGUUGAAUCUGUCUGAAUCCACCGUUGCUUGCAUCAAGGAAAUUCUUAUGAAACGCUUACUCAGUGAGAUAGCCACGUUAGUAUUAUUUCGAAUUCCAGCUUGUAGGUAUAUGAAGGAUCUCGGACUCGCUUACAAUGCAGCUGGCGUCUCUGCCACAGCACAAAUACAUUGUAAUUUCAUGCCAAAGUCAAUUGAGCUAUGAACGGCUUUCGUCGCUUGUGUAUGCGAGAUAAGUGACAUGUAUAAUGAUGAUAAAUAAAUAAUUCUUCAACCUU